AUGGCCCAAGCACCCGAAACCCUUCCUGACUUUUCAGACCGCCUCUCAAACCUUUCCCCAGCUCUCCCAGCCCUUCUAUGGAACGCCCACGACGACGUUCUCCGAUUCCACGCCUGCAUCCUUGCCCGCGACAUUGCCACCCACGCAACCGUAGAUAGACACUAUAGCGCAUUCACCGUUGCGCGGAUAGUUGUCCAGGGCGCUUCUUUGCCCUUGCCUGGAGAAAAAGAGACGGACCAGUUGGCAAAGAUUUGCGCUAGGAUAUUCCGAUACCUGUAUGGCGAGGUUGAAGAGAUAUUCAAGUAUGACCUGUAUCGUGGAAUGAUUGAUUUGGUCCAAACUGUCGAAGAAAAGGGUCCGGGGUUGGUUACGCACGGUACGAUGCUCAUGCUAUGCGAGCUGUAUGUGCUCGCUGAUGAUCAUGAUGAUGUUGCGGAUCGGAAGAUUUGGUUUGAUGGAAUCCGGAAGGCAGGAGUGGGGCUGUGCAAAUGGACUGAGGGAAAGAGGGAAUGGAACGAGGAUGUUCUGGAACUGUUAUAUUAUGUUGAGUUUACGCUUGGGUGCAAGAUGGGGGCGCAGAGAGAGGGGCGGGCUUUGCUGUUUGAGCUCUCAGUAACACUGAGGAGGCUUGCGGACACGUUGCCGGCGCCGAAGUCGGAGGAGUUGGUGAGGAAGAUCCAGAGGAGGGUGGAUGGGAUGCAGAAGGUGUGUCUGUGGAUGGACCAGGCGGAGAUGGAUGGGAUGACAGCUGCGUUGCGGGAUAUUGGAAUUGGAUCAGUGUGA
Messenger RNA from Mytilinidion resinicola, 783 nucleotides. RefSeq lists its product as uncharacterized. NCBI's taxonomy places the organism in Eukaryota, Fungi, Ascomycota, Dothideomycetes, Mytilinidiales, Mytilinidiaceae. The transcript has a single exon. The record is from RefSeq and is a predicted model, not a curated record. Bases 1 to 783 code for a protein of 260 amino acids.